This is a messenger RNA of Triticum urartu, 1587 nucleotides long. The record is from RefSeq and is a predicted model, not a curated record. NCBI's taxonomy places the organism in Eukaryota, Viridiplantae, Streptophyta, Magnoliopsida, Poales, Poaceae.
AUGAAUCAUACCACAAUUGAUGAGAGUACAAACCAACCAAGGCAACCUAUACCAGAAUUUCAUCCAAGUCAAAUUAUUUCAGAUCCAGGACUUCGAAUACCAAUAGAAGAUUAUGCUCCUGAAAUUAGAAGUGAUGUGAGACGAGCUUAUUUGUUGAAAGGGAGAAACAAAGCUAUUGGGCAUAAUUUUGAAAAGACAAAGGAUGGUAGAAUUUGGAGAUCCUUUCAACCUGCGUGGUUUGAUACGUAUGAUUGGUUGGAAUAUAGUGUGGAAAAGGAGGCCGCUUUUUGCUUCCAUUGCUUUCUUUUCAAGAAACCAUCACAAGCCAUUAGAUUUGGAAAUGAUGUUUUCACAAAAGAUGGUUACACUCGUUGGAAAACAGCCCUAAGUAAUUUCAGAAAGCAUGUUGGUGGUCCAUCUAGUUACCACAACAUUGCUAAGGGAGAUUGUGAUGAUUUCAACAAUCAGAGAGCAAGUGUGGCUACCCAAUUCCGUGUGUACAGCAAGGAGUCUGAGAUAUCUUAUAAAAUCCGCCUAACUGCAUCAUUGGAUUGUGCAAGGUAUCUCAUAGCACAAGGUGAAGCUUUUCGUGGGCAUGACGAAUCCUCCACUUCCAUCAACAAGGGCAAUUUCAGAGAGUUAUUGGACUGGUAUAAGGACAAGAAAGAAGAUGUGAAGGAGGCAUUUGAUAAGGGGCCAGGAAACGCACAAAUGAUUUGUUCCGACAUCCAGAAGGACCUUGCUACAGCUUGUGCAAUGGAGGUAACCAAAGUUAUUAAGAAUGACAUUGGAGAUAAGAAUUUCUCAAUACUUAUUGAUGAAGCUAGAGAUUGCUCAAUAAAGGAGCAAAUGGCGGUGAUUGUCAGAUUUCUAGAUGAUCAUGGAGUGCUUCAAGAGCGAUUUCUUGCAAUUAAGCACAUCACAGAUUGUACAUCUGCUGGAAUUAAAAAAGCUUUGGUUGAUGUGUUGGAAUAUCAUGGUUUGUCAACUUCUAGGCUACGUGGUCAGGGUUAUGAUGGUGCUUCCAAUAUGAGAGGGGAAUUCAACGGUUUGCAAAAACUGGUUAGAGAUGAAGCUCCGUAUGCAUUUUAUGUUCAUUGCUUUGCUCACCAGUUACAGUUGGUGGUUGUCAAUGUGGCUCAAUGUAGUCCUGCUAUUGCUGAUUUCUUCAACUAUAUUCCGUUGAUAGUUACUCAAGUGUGUUCAUCUUGCAAAAGGAAGGAUGCAUUACUUGCCAAACAUCAAGAUGAGUUGUUAGAUUUGAUGGAGAAUGGAAAGAUCACAGCCGGAACCGGGCUGCAUCAAGAAUCUAACAUAACAAGGCCAGGAGAUACUCGUUGGGGCUCACAUCUCAAAACUUUGCUUCGUAUAUUCACAAUGUGGAAUGCUGUGGUGGAGGUGCUAGGAAUUGUUGUGGUUGAUGCCCGAGAACACACAUGUCAAGGUGGAGCUAGAGGUUUGCUUAAAAACAUGGAAUGCUUUGAAUUUGUGUUCAUCAUGUUGUUCUUAAUAAACUUGUUGAGCAACACAAAGCAUGAGGGACAAUGGGUGGGAGUAUUUAUUCUGCCAAGCCAAGAACUUUUGUGA